This is a messenger RNA of Chlorella variabilis, 729 nucleotides long. RefSeq lists its product as hypothetical. The coding region runs from base 1 to 729 and encodes 242 amino acids. The record is from RefSeq and is a predicted model, not a curated record. Gene Ontology annotation, cellular component: mitochondrion. The transcript is spliced from 6 exons. Lineage: Eukaryota; Viridiplantae; Chlorophyta; Trebouxiophyceae; Chlorellales; Chlorellaceae. Gene Ontology annotation, molecular function: trans-2-enoyl-CoA reductase (NADPH) activity. Gene Ontology annotation, biological process: fatty acid metabolic process.
AUGGAGCCGCACUGCAGGGUCUGCCACGAAACGGAGAGCGGCCCCCGAGGCCUGCAAGACAUACUGGUGUCCCCCUGUCACUGCCUGCACAACUGGCAGCUGCACAAGGCGCUAGCGCUGCGGGACGCCGCCCGCUGCGAGGUGUGCGGCCAGCCGUACCGCGUGCCCGCCGACGCGUGGCGCGCCUAUGCGGCGGCCGGCUGCGAGUCUGGCGCGGCGUGCGCCAAGGCGCUGGCCCCGGGCGGCACGCUGGUGGUGUACGGCGCCAUGAGCCACCAGCCCGUCACCAUCCCGCCCGGCCUGCUGAUCUUCAAUGACAUCCGCCUGCGCGGCUUCUGGCUGACGGGGGGGUACGCAAAGGGCUGCUGGCGGGGGGUGCCCUGCUGGCUGGCCGGCCGGCCACACGACGCUGCCGCACCUGGCCCCUGGCUGUCGGGAACUGCCACGGCUGGCGGGGCGGCACCGGCUGGCCUGGCACGCGACUUUGGCGACGCAUCCCACCCGCCGCUGCGCGACGUGGCGGUGCAGAUGAAGGAUGGGUGGCGGGCCAAGGAGCAGCUGGUGGACCAUGUGUGCGCCCUGUUCCGAACAAAGGUCAUCAGGCCGUGCAGUGUGGACUGCCUGCCGCUGGAUCAGUGGCAGGAGGCGCUGAAGAGAGUAGCAUCAGACUUCAGGGCAGGCAAGGUGCUGCUCACAUCCUAUGCGCCCGACGAGGUCAGGGCCGAGUGA